Molecule: messenger RNA, 1123 nt
Organism: Nelumbo nucifera (sacred lotus)
Lineage: Eukaryota; Viridiplantae; Streptophyta; Magnoliopsida; Proteales; Nelumbonaceae
Product: GDSL esterase/lipase At2g30220-like
Molecular function (GO): hydrolase activity, acting on ester bonds
Source: RefSeq, a predicted model, not a curated record
AUGGCGUCCACCGUUCCAUUCUUCUUCUUCCUCGUCAUCUUUAUCUUCUGUGCUUUCUGCAAUGCCUCGACCCAGUUCAAAUUCCCUGCGCUUCUUGCAUUUGGUGAUUCGACAGUGGACACAGGCAAUAACAACUUCAUCAAAACGUUGGUUAAGAGUAAUCACUAUCCCUACGGCCGAGAAUUCCCUGAUCAGGUAUCCACUGGGAGGUUUUCUGAUGGAAGACUGGUCCCAGAUUUACUAGACUCUGCGCUGGGAAUCAAGGAGUUUCUUCCUGCUUUCCUGGACCCACGUCUACCAGACAGUGAACUCCUUACGGGUGUUUCGUUUGCAUCCGCUGGAUCAGGAUAUGAUGAUCUUACCGCAGCAGAAUCGGAGGUCAUUCCGGUGUCGAAGCAACCAAAAUACUUCAAGGAGUACAUCAAGAGGCUCAAAACAGUUGUAGGGGAGCAAGAAUCGAUGAAAAUCGUUGGUGAAGCGUUGGUUCUCAUUAGUGCAGGAACCAACGAUUUCAUUUUAAACUUCUAUGAUUUACCCACCAGGAAGCUUCAGUUUAACACUACUGGCUACCAAGAUUUUCUGCAACAAAAGCUACAAGCCUUGGUUAAGGAGCUGUACGAUCUGGGGUGUCGCAAAUUCCUCAUAGGUAGCCUUCCUCCAAUAGGUUGCAUACCACUCCAGAUAACGUCCAGAUUCAGUACAGACCCGAUUGCGAGGAGAUGCGUGGAUGACCAGAAUUGGGACUCUCGUGUUUACAAUUCCAAGCUGGAGAAAUUGAGUCAAGAAUUACAGUCAUCGCUUCAGGGCAGCAAAGUGGUCAUGGCUGACAUAUAUGAGCCACUGAUGGAUCUUGUUAGCAAUCCACGAAAAUACGGUUUUGUGGAAACGAAAAGGGGGUGCUGCGGAACGGGUUUUUUAGAAAUGGGACCACUUUGUAACGCGCUCACUCAACCAUGUGAAAACGCUAGCCAGUACCUGUUCUGGGAUGCCGUUCAUCCAGGGGAGGUAGCAAGCGCAUAUAUCACUCACUACAUCCUAAAAUAUAUCCUCCCCAAGCUGCUGUAGAAGGGCUGUAUGUCCUUAUUUGAUUAGAUUGGACUCUCUGCACAUUAAUUUAUGUUUU